Molecule: messenger RNA, 963 nt
Organism: Protobothrops mucrosquamatus (brown spotted pit viper)
Lineage: Eukaryota; Metazoa; Chordata; Lepidosauria; Squamata; Viperidae
Gene: RBM7
Product: RNA binding motif protein 7
Exons: 5
Coding region: 6-740 (244 amino acids)
Biological process (GO): regulation of alternative mRNA splicing, via spliceosome
Cellular component (GO): nucleus
Molecular function (GO): single-stranded RNA binding
Source: RefSeq, a predicted model, not a curated record
AAGAGAUGGGGGCGGCGGAGGCGGACCGGACGCUCUUCGUGGGCAACCUCGACCCCCGCGUGACCGAGGAGCUGGUCUUCGAGCUCUUCCACCAGGCAGGCCCAGUCAUUAAAGUAAAGAUCCCGAACGACAGGGAUGGGAAACCAAAACAGUUUGCAUUUGUGAAUUUCAAACAUGAAGAAUCUGUUCCCUAUGGCAUGAGUCUGCUUAAUGGGAUCAAACUUUUUGGGAGACCACUCAAAAUUCAGUUCCGAUCAGGGAGCAGUCAUGCAUCUCAAGAGGUCACUUCACCCUAUGCCCCACAUGGAUUUGCAAACGGAAACCCCUCAAGUCCACAGCAUCUAGCAGCAGCAUACAGCAACAGAUUCGAGAGGAACAGCGAGAACAUGUCAGCUGCUCAGAGAUCCUUCUCACCUCUAGAUAACCAUCAAACAAAGGCCAUGAUGACUUUGGCAUGGCAGCAGGUCCCAUCGUAUGGCGGAAGACACAGCUCUUCGCUUCCUGAGUCUUUGCCUGGAGGCCAGCAGGGUUACUCCUUCCCCCGGUCCUCGGCCUCCCCAGCGCACUGGCGCUCUGAGCCUCCCCGCAAGGGCAGAGUGAGUUCCCACCCGUACCAGUCUGGCCACAGGCACCACGGCCAGGAGCAGAGGCGGGUUGUGGACUGCGGCUCCAAUUAUGCCUUCCGGGGGAACCGGGAAGAGCAUUACCACGAUGACAGGAACUAUGGAGGCUGGAGCUGAAUUACGACAGCCAGCAUUUCCAAGAUGGCAAAUGGCGCCCUGCCCGUCACUAGCAAGUAUUCAGAACGGAUGUUAUGAACAUUUUUUCUUGACGGUUCUUUCCCUUUUUAAAGCUUCUUUUCUUCCCUUUAUGAAGAGCUUGUAGAUGGUAACUCCACAAGUUGCCUUUUUAAAAAGAGAAAGUUUUAUACGUAUCAUCUGCAGUGUGUAUUUUGAGAGAAAA